AUUCAAAACACUUUAAACAUGUCCGUUAGACCCACUGAUUCUUGGAACGUCUGUCUCAACACUUCACUUGAGCAAGAAGACAAGGAAGUUUAUGAUAUUGUCGAAAAUGAAAAGCUUAGACAAUGGUCUGGUUUGGAACUUAUUGCAUCUGAGAACUUUACUUCUCAAGCUGUCAUUGAGGCUAACGGUACUGCCUUGACCAACAAGUAUUCCGAAGGUCUUCCUGGUGCUCGUUACUAUGGUGGUAACGAAUACAUUGAUCAACUCGAAAUUCUCUGUCAGAAGCGUGCUUUGGCUGCUUUCGGUUUGAAUCCUGAACAAUGGGGAGUGAACGUUCAACCCUACUCUGGUUCUACUGCCAACUUUGCCGCCUUGACUGCCUUGAUUCAACCUGGUGAUCGUUUGAUGGGUCUUGACCUUCCCUCUGGUGGCCACUUGACUCACGGUUAUCAAACCGCCAAGAAGAAGAUCUCUUCUUCCUCCAUCUACUUCACCUCUAUGCCUUAUCAAGUCAACCCCAGCACUGGCUUGAUCGACUACAAGCGUCUUGAAGAAAAUGCAGCCUUGUUCCGGCCUCAAUUGUUGAUCUGUGGUGCCUCUGCUUAUCCUGCCGAAUGGGAAUACGACACCAUGCGCAAGAUUGCCGACCAACACGGAGCUUACUUGAUGUGCGACAUGGCUCACAUCUCUGGUCUGAUUGCCGGUAAGGAAGCUCUUUCUCCCUUUGACUAUUGUGAUAUUGUCACCACCACCACACACAAAACCCUCCGUGGUCCCCGUGCCGGUCUUGUCUUCUUCCGUCGCGACAAGGGUGAUGGUCUCGAAUCUCGCGUGAAUCAAGCCGUGUUCCCCUCUUGUCAAGGUGGUCCUCAUAACAACACGAUUGCUGCUGUUGCCGUCGCAUUGAAACAAGCUGCUUCCCCCGAAUUCAAGCUGUACGCCAAACAAGUCCGUGCCAACGCCAAGAAGCUCGCUGAAGUCUUGACCAGCUACGGCUACAAACUCGCCACGGGAUCAACCGUGAACCACUUGAUCCUCUGGGACUUGAAACCUCAAAAGUUGACUGGUUCCAAGGUCGAACGUAUCUGUGACAUGGUCCAUAUCACGAUCAACAAGAACUCAAUUGCCGGUGACAAAUCUGCAGUGACCCCUGGUGGUGUCCGUUUGGGUACUUCUGCCUUGACCUCUCGUUCCUUGAAGGAAGAUGAUUUCGUCAAGGUUGGUGAGUUCCUCCAUAGAACUGUUCAAAUCGCUCUCGCCGUUCAAGAAAAGUGUGGAUCCAAGUUGAUGAAGGACUUUGUUGCUGCUCUUGAAGGUAAUGAAGAAAUCGCUCAACUGAAAAAGGAAGUUAUCGAGUUUGCUCGUUCUUUCCCUAUGCCCGGUUUUGAUCCUUCUCAAAUCAAGGCUACUGUCACUAUCUAAUUGUUGUAUAAUAUAAAAAAAUGUAUGCUAUAGUAUAAAAUAGUUCAACACACCUUCAAGCACAUAUAUUUAUUUUCUUUUUUCUUUUUUGCUGUAAACCACACACAUACCUUUUGUCAUUUUUCUCUAUAAUAAAACGUUCAACACA
Molecule: messenger RNA, 1570 nt
Organism: Rhizopus microsporus ATCC 52813
Lineage: Eukaryota; Fungi; Mucoromycota; Mucoromycetes; Mucorales; Rhizopodaceae
Product: glycine hydroxymethyltransferase
Exons: 2
Coding region: 19-1422 (467 amino acids)
Biological process (GO): tetrahydrofolate interconversion; folic acid metabolic process; L-serine catabolic process
Cellular component (GO): cytoplasm
Molecular function (GO): pyridoxal phosphate binding; serine binding; glycine hydroxymethyltransferase activity
Source: RefSeq, a predicted model, not a curated record